CAGAAAAGGGGUGGAGGGGAGGGGAGCUGUGUUGCGUGGGUGGAGCUGGUUUUCAACUAGAAGAAGAGAGAGAGAGAAUCCACAUUCCAGAAUCGAUUAAAAGGCUCCUCAGCAAGUCUCGUAGCUUGGUGCAGGAGUUCCAGGGGCUUUGGUGGGCGGUUACCUUGGGGCGUUGAUAAGAACCCCCUUCCCCCAACCCUUUCCUCACGCCAGCGGCACCCUCUCAUGGAUAUCCUGUUGCUCACGGCUAAUGUCGGCUCCCUGUUUGACGAUUUGGAAGGCCUGCGGGUUAUUUGGCUUCAGGAAUUUUACCAGGUGGUGAACAAGUACAAGCCCCACUUCCUUGCCGUACACUGCCAGGAGAUCGGAGGGAAGGACUAUGAGGUUGGCAUGGAGCACGUGGACAAGUUUGUAACGGAUCUGCUUGGCAGCCGCGAGAUGGUGGACUACACCAGUGCCCGUGUCUACGUUGACAAAGACCUCUCUGCCCACGACCAUUUCACCGCUUUGGGAAGUCUAUAUUUCCUGCACAAGUCCAUUCAAGAUGUCUCCCAGUUUGAUUUUAAAGUUCAGGAAUUUCAGGCGGUAUCUGGGAAAGAGAUCCACACUGCCGGCCUGGAGAACCACGCCAUGAUCGAGAAGGAGAAAUUCCCCCAGGAUUUCUGGCCUGAGUUUAAAUGGUCUCGGAAAGGCUACAUCUGGACUCGCUGGAAAUUCCAGAAUCGCGUGUUUGACCUGGUGAACAUCCACCUCUUCCACGACGCCUCCAACCUCGUGGCAUGGAAAAGUCCCUCCACCUUCCCAGGAAACCGGAGGAAGGCCCUGGGAUACGUGCUGAGCAGGAUCACAGAUGGCCGUUACAAGAGGGAGCCCUUCUUUAUUUUCGGAGACUUUAACGUACGGCUGGACGCACAGAGAGUGGUUGAGAGUCUAUGCAGCACGGCUUCUGUGGAGACUGUACUGAACAGAGACACAGAGGAUGUGAAAAAGGUCAUCUUUCAGGAGAGGGACAACGAUCACAAGGUGCUGCUGCGGAUAGAGUCGAAAACCUUUGAUUAUUUCGACCAGGAUGUCUUCCGCCACAACAACGGGAAAGCGCUCCUGCAGUUUGACAGGGAGCUGACCACCUUCUUCAAUCAGGUCUGCGAACUGGACAUCGAGUUCCCUCCCAGUUACCCGUACAGUGAAGUCAACACCGAGGGCACGCAGUACGCCACCACCCGCUGCCCGGCUUGGUGCGACCGCAUUCUCAUGUCUCCCGGCGCCAAGGAGAUUGUCGCCAAGGCAAAGUACGUGUAUGACCUGGUGGGGCCGUCGGUCUGUAUGGGGGAUCAUAAGCCCGUCUUCCUGUACUUCAGGACCAGCGAUUGGAUGGAGACGGAGACCUCCGAGACAACAUGACUGGGAUCCCUCCCUCCACCAGAAGGAGAGAAUUGAUGCCCCCCCACCCACCCACCCACUCACCGCGGUGGGCCAUCGGGAUUUGACCCGUCAGGCUUUGAAGCCGACCAACGGACUGUCCGCCAUCUUACAGCCCCUGACUCAUUCCCCCCCCGCCAACCCCGCACCCCGUUCCCUCCCAAUAUCUUUGCCCUCUACAACGCUGGAUCACGCCAAGAGCUCAACUGGACCGUCAUGAGACUGACGUCUCCUGAGUAGCUAGGGCCUCCGACCCUUCUCACCAAUGUCCACCUCCCCCACAUUCCCCCCAACAAACCACCCACCUCCACGGUCAGAGCUGAAGGCAGCCUGGAACCAGCUCUUACAGUCCCGCUCAGCCUGAAUGAUGACUCCUUGCUCCCCUCUUUCAUUCUUUGCGUUCUCAGUUGAACUCGUUCCUGACCUAUUUUUGACCUCUGCCUCUUUCUGCCCCCUCCCUCGUCAGUUGGGAGGAUUUCAGUCUUCAGAGCUCCCCUCAGAGUUGGGGGGAGUCAUGUUGAGGUUGUACAGGACAUUGGUGAGGCUUCGUCUGGAGUACUGCAUUGGUUUUUUUUUUUGGCGGCUCUGUUUUGGGAAGGACGUUACGAAACUGGAGAGGGCUCCGAACAGAUUUACCAGGAAUGGCGGGUCUGAGUUACAAGGAGAAUGUCUGGGACGUUUCUCUCUGGAGCGUAAAAAGGGUUACCUUCUAGAAGUGUAUAAAAUCAUGAGGGGUCCAGAUCAGGUGAACGGCAGGGGUCUUCCCCCCCAGUUGGUGGGGGGGAGGUGGGAUUUCACCUGGGGGGGUGUAUUUUGAAGGUGAGAGGGGCAAGAUUUAAAAAGGACUUGAGGGGCAAUAUUUUUUACACGGACGGUCAUUUGUAUGUGGAAUGAACAUCCAAGUAGAGGAUGGGGAUCCAAGUACAAUGCUUAAACGGCAGUUGGAUAGGUCCAUGAUUCCGAAAGGUUUGGAGGUUUAGGGGCCAGGAGCAGGCAGGAGGGACUAGUUGAGUUUGGGAUUGGGGUCAGCGCGGACGGGAUGGGCCGAAGGGUCUGUUUCCCUGCUGUCUGACUCCACGAGGUGCCAAGCAGAGUGUGUUUCACAGGGGAAUAGGGAAGCUACUGCGUUGCUGAGGGGUCUGGAGUCACGUGUCGGGCCCAGAUCAGGUCAGGGUGGCCAAUCUGUCCAUCUAAGGGGAUAUCAGUGACCCAAAGUGAGGGUAUCGCACAGGAUGCCCUCAAUGAACUCGACUGAGGAAGGUAUUUUCUUUAUCAACAAAAAAUCCCCAGGAUUGAGCCCUCGCCCGCCAUCCCCCAACCCCAAGUCUGUCUCUCACCCAACCUUCUCCCUCCACCCCAUGGCCACUCAUAUGUCGGUGUGCCAACCAAUGCCAGUCUAAGCCACCAUUUGCCCCCCCGUACCCUUACCCACACCAGGGGCUCAUUACGCCCUCCUUGACCUGACUUGUAGUCCAUCGUAACCCCCACCCUCUCACCUCGCUGUCACUGGUCUUUAUUUUGCCCUUAAUGCCAACUCCGCCAGUCGCCAUCCAGGAGCCGGGUCAGGGAUUCCUUACCCGUGUCCCUCCGCUUCCGAAGCCAAGCUCGGACUGAGGCGUUCCCGUCCUGUCCUCCGAGAAACGGGUGGCAUGGAGCGGGAGCUGACGCCAGCCCAUUCAGACUGCCCUGCCAACCAACACGCUGGCACCUUAGAUUACUUACAGUGUGGAAACAGGCCCUUCGGCCCAACAAGUCCACACCGACCCGCCGAAGUGCAACCCACCCAUACCCCUACAUAUACCCCUUACCUAACACUACGGGGAAUUUAGCAUGGCCAAUUCACCUGACCCGCACAUCUUUGGACUGUGGGAGGAAACCGGAGCACCCGGUGGAAACCCACGCAGACACGGGGAGAACGUGCAAACUCCACACAGUCAGUCGCCUGAGGCGGGAAUUGAACCCAGGUCCCUGGCGCUGUGAGGCAGCAGUGCUAACCACUGUGCCACCGUGCUGCCCUAAACCUUUAAACCUGCUCUCUUUCUCUCUAUAACCUGGCACGUUGCCACUCGUCUGACGUCCAUCCAUCGCCACCUUCAACGCCCUCAAAAGCCGGGCUUCCUCAUCUUCCCGGGUUACGGAAUUCCAAAGCCUCUCUGCCCUCCCGUCUGAGAUAAGGAGAGUGGAUGUGCGCCCAACCGCCUGGAUACAAUAACAGGGCUGGAGGGGCUGAACGGCCUCCUCCUGUUUCCACACUAAGGACAGUCUGACAGGAGUAUGAGACCCACCAUCCCACACAUCAGGACGAUUUUGGAGGGCUCCUUUAUUGAGCCUGGUCGCCUAACUGGGUUCAUCAAGAUUUGCCCACCAUCACUUCCUCUCCCCCCACAUAGCGUGCCAAUCAGAGAUUGGCUUUGGAAAGGGAGCAAUCAGAGGCUGUUUCUAGUUCAGCGUCCACUGCGGGCCGAAUGCCCCCUUUUUAUUCCAUGUAUUUUGUACCAUAUUGGCUGAUUGCUGUUUAUAUAACCCCACUGUGAGUGCCUCCUGUAUUUAUAUCAUCUGUCUGUACAUUGUACCCGUCCUGACUUUGUAAAGAACUGUAAUAAAUUCCAACAAGAACCUGUUGAUUUGCAAACAG
Hemiscyllium ocellatum (epaulette shark) is the source of this 4054-nucleotide messenger RNA. RefSeq names its product inositol polyphosphate-5-phosphatase A-like. Gene Ontology annotation, biological process: phosphatidylinositol dephosphorylation. Gene Ontology annotation, molecular function: inositol-polyphosphate 5-phosphatase activity. The transcript has 16 exons. The record is from RefSeq and is a predicted model, not a curated record. NCBI's taxonomy places the organism in Eukaryota, Metazoa, Chordata, Chondrichthyes, Orectolobiformes, Hemiscylliidae. The coding region runs from base 226 to 1401 and encodes 391 amino acids.